Messenger RNA from Athene cunicularia (burrowing owl), 1871 nucleotides. RefSeq names its product TNF receptor superfamily member 14 (gene TNFRSF14). The annotation marks the transcript as partial. Gene Ontology annotation, cellular component: membrane; external side of plasma membrane. Gene Ontology annotation, biological process: signal transduction; positive regulation of peptidyl-tyrosine phosphorylation; defense response to Gram-positive bacterium. The record is from RefSeq and is a predicted model, not a curated record. Lineage: Eukaryota; Metazoa; Chordata; Aves; Strigiformes; Strigidae. The transcript is spliced from 6 exons. Gene Ontology annotation, molecular function: protein binding; transmembrane signaling receptor activity.
UGCCAGGGCCAGUCCCUGGCCACGCCAGCUUUGCUAACGGAGCCCCUGGGGGGUUGUUUCUGGUUUGCAGGACUGCGGGUUUUCAAGCAUUGCACUGCAAAUUCCAGCACGACGUGCGUGCCUUGCGUAGAGGGUACAUAUACAGAUCAUCCCAAUGGUUUAGAACACUGCCGGAAAUGUAAACUCUGUGAUAAAGGAGCCAACCUAGUGCCAGAAGUAGCAUGUACCUAUACGAAGAAUACUGUGUGUGGCUGUCCACCUGAGUAUUUCUGCAGUUAUUUUGGGCCUGAAGACUGUGAACUUUGUCAACCCUACACCAUCUGCUUUCCUGGCACUAUGGUAAAAGAAAGGGGCACAAAGACCACUGACAAUGUGUGUGAAGCCUGUCCUCCCGGAACCUCCUCAACAGCCAACAUGUCUUACAGUUGUACCCCAUGGCCCACAUGUGAGGAGAACUGCUGGGUACAAGGAGAGGACAGGAAUCCGUCCUCACAUUCCUCUGCUGCAGUAGUUGGUUACGUUGGAGGCGUGCUGUUAGUUGUUGCAGCUGGCCUGUGCCUUGCGUUUAUCUGGCGCAGGAGGAAGAGUUACACACCACCGGUGCAGGAGUCUGGGAUUGGACAGCAGGGUCAGGCUUUGAUAUUAACCGUGGAGAGUGGGGACCAAACAACUGUUGCUGUGCAGGAGACCGGUGCCGAUCCUAAACAAACCGUGCGUGAAUAGCCAUUUUGGUUUGAACUGUUGUGGACAGUGGAGAUGGUAAAAUAAACCCAGAAAAACCACCACAGAAAAACCCACAAAACCCAAAACACCCCAACAAAAAAAGCCCAACCUUUUUUUUCCAAAUAUUCCUGGAGAAAAAGACAGCUUGAAAACGAGAAGGAGGAUCUGCAAACGAGGUAAGGAUGCCGAGUGGCAUCUUCUGAAGUGUGGCAGUGAGAAAGAGCUGAGUGAUCAAGGCGUUGCUCAGGGUUGUGAGAGGUUUCAGAGCUCCUUCCUUUUCCCUCCCCACUUUCCGGAGCUGUGGCCUGGGUGUGGUGUGCCUUUCCUUCUUACCAACCUGUACAGUUAUCACUUGGUAUGCAUGGAAUUAUUCCAGGAUAUGUUUGUGGAUAUGAAAAACCAUCACUUUUUUGUUUGAAGGUUUCCACAUAACUAAUACCUAACACAUUUUCCAAAUGUAUUUUGGACAACCUUUUCCUUUUUAGAAGACAAUAUUGAUGGAAAACAGCUUUUAGGAAUCUCAUGAAUGUUGUGUACACAGUUACUGUCUUCUCCGAGUCACGCCUGCUCUCACCUGUGGUUGUGUUCUGACAGCAAAGGAAGUCAAGGCCCUGCGUGAACGUUAUGUCUAGAAGUGAAGUUCUUACUAUUGAAAACAUGUUUUCUCUGUAAAAGAACUUUCCUGUUUCCUGAAGAAGGGAAGACACCGAGUUGCUUGGCUGUUGGCAUUACCUUGAGGAAAAGCAUUAUUCUUAAAGAGCAUUAUGGUGGACGUAGAUUCCCGCGGAAGGAUUUGGUGAGGACAGCAAUGCUUUAUUUCGCAGCUGAGCCUGAGGGGAAGAACUGUCUAUGAAAUGAGAUGUGGGAGAUGGGGAGCGGCGUGGGAAGGCAGCGGGCCGGCGGGAGGAGGUGCUGGGGCUGGAGGAGUGAGCAGGUCCAGGUGGGCUGUGAAAGCGUGAGGAGCUGGUUCUGCACAGGGGAACCAUCGGUGGGAUGAGAGGGGGGGACAUGGGACGUGCCUCUGCGUUUCCAGUUUGAAUGACUAAGGAAGAGCAGAGGGAUGUGGGAGACAGGAGAAGAGCUUGCAGUAACCAGCGCGGGGUUUUGCUGCGUUAAUGCAGCCCCUCAACUCGUGUUCACCCAGGCCA